AUGGGUGGCCCUCGAUUACUUGGGGAAGAGAGUUUGUGCAUGGAAUGUGUUAAGCAGCAAUGUCACAUGAUGCGGACCAAACAAAAAAUGGAAAAAGAUAUGAAGUCCAUUGCAAAUAUGAUGAAGUUUAAUCAUGAUACUCCUGAAUGCUAUUGGGUUGGAAAAUCCUCAUUUCGGAGUUGGCGCAGACUAAUGGCAGAUAAACUGGAGGAAGUGAAAAAAAAGGAAGAAGACAGUAUGAAAGAAGAAAGUGAAAGUACAAAUACAACUGUCCCCACAGAAAAUGUUCCACAUUGGCCAGAAAGUGAAAAAUUUAAUGAUGAUCUUCUGUGCCGAUCACACCGUUCUUUGACCCCAGAUACACAUUGUCGGCGUCUCGUUCCAAAAGAUGUCUGGGAAAUUCUUAGAUCCUAUUUUCCAAAUUGUCCAGAGUUUAAACGUGAUGAACCUGUCUGUGCCAAAUGUGUACUUCAGAGCCAAGUGGAGCAACAAACAAAGGACCAGAAUCGUGAGUGGGCCCUCCAGCAAAAAACAGCUCUCUCUGAUCUCUACCAUGACAAGAACCGACCUAACAUGAGGACAAUCAAGUCCCAUGUGAAUGUUGUCAGUGCCAGUUUUGUAGAAGAAUGGCGACGGGCUGUCAAAGACCCAAUUCGGCGUAGUCCUGUGACAACUGUAAAGAAUUCCUCUCUGAUUUGUGUCCAUGGAGGAAUGUUAUAUGAACCUGAUCUCAAUGUAGUGACCCUGUGUCAGCAAAGCAUUGCAUAUCUUUGGCCAGAUGAAUGGACAAUUAUUGAAGCCAGCUGCACAGUAGACAUUGAAAUCAAAGUCUUUAAAGAGCAAGGUGAUUCGAAUGGUGCCAAAGGAUUGCCGACAUUAAUAUGUCAGCCUGCUGUUUGCACCGAUUGUUUUGUUGCUCGACUGCAGCAGGAAGAGCAACAACGGUUUGAAUAUACAGAGGCAAAAAUCUAUGUUCGCAAAGUCUUGAAGGAUUGGCAACAAUUGCAGACAACAAUGGGCUACACAAACCUUGGAAAGUCUGCAUCUGAUGACACAAAUGAUAAAGAUGAUCCAGAAUUUGUGCAGAGUGGGAGCAAAAAGACCAAGCUUUCUGGGGGAGCUAUACCUGUUGCCACAGAGGCUGAUGCCACCACCACACCUGCCACUGCCACACCUGCAGAGAAUCUUACUGCUUCUACUGAGAACAAUAAAGUCUUGCUUCUGAGUGCUGCUGAGAGUUGUGUGAGACGAAGCCAUCGACAUCGAAGGAUGCGGGGUGAAAAAGAAGUGAUGGUUUCUUCAACUCACACUCUUCAUUUGAAGCUGCAGAUCAUGAAGAUAUUUUCUGUGCCGCCAUUUGACCAAAAUCUCCAUUUCAAUGGCAGUUGUCUUGUAGAUGAGACAGCCACCCUUGGCCAGUUGAAGAUCUUUCCUGGAUGUAUUAUCUUCCUCAAGGCUGAUGAACCUCCACAAGAUGCAAUGGUUGUAGAGGAUAUACUCAGUGUUUCUGAUUAUGAGAAUGUGCUGGUGUGUCUGUGUGGGCGUUUUCUCUCUCCUUUCCUUCCCCCUCCCCCACCUUCUUGUGAAAUAAACAUGCACAAAUCCAACCAAGGGACACGUAUGAUUUUUUCCCCCCCACUACCACUUCUUCACCUUCCUCUUCCACUCUCUCUCUCUCUGUCCCAACCACACUCUGCAACUCUUCUCUCUCUCUCUCUCUCUCUUCCACAUUAUUCAAACUUCAGUUUAUUUGACUUACAAGCACUUUGA
Messenger RNA from Acanthosepion pharaonis, 1770 nucleotides. NCBI's taxonomy places the organism in Eukaryota, Metazoa, Mollusca, Cephalopoda, Sepiida, Sepiidae. The record is from the annotation of a GenBank genome assembly.